GUGAUCUUUGAUUUUGUAAAAUUUCUAUCUGUCAAAUAAUUUUUCCGUAAAUUUUCAAUUUUAUGUUUUGAUCGACACCGAAAUGGUAUUUAUUUCGACAAUGAAUAAACUUAUAAUUAAUAGAGCUCAAAUGCUUUUACUGACAAGAGGCAUGUGUGUGCCUGCUGGCACUGCCGGAACAACUCCAACACCUAAAAAUGAAGACCGUAUAAUGUCAAGAAAAUUUAGACCUUCUAAUUUUCAGAAAACUAUUCUCGUUUGGACGAAAAAAUUUAAAAGCAAGGAAGAAAUACCUACAUUUGUAUCUGCGGAAGUGAUUGAUAGAGCAAGAAGUGAAGCGAGGAUAAAGAUAUCGAAUGUCUUAAUGGUCCUUACUGCCCUUGCAAGUUUAGGAGCAGUAUUAGCUGGUAAAUCAGCUGCUAAAAGAGGUGAAUCUGUACACCAAAUGAAUUUGGAUUGGCACAAGAAGUACAAUGAAGAGCAAUCAGCAAAAGUGGAGGUAGCAAAGCCUACAAAUUAAUAAUGCUUUGUUAGACAAACAGUUGCAAUGCUACAAUUGGUUUAGGUACAAGUUUUAUUGUAUUUUGUAAAGUUUUAGUUAAGUGCAGAGCUUAAUAAUAUCUAUUUAUGUAA
Messenger RNA from Papilio xuthus (Asian swallowtail), 633 nucleotides. RefSeq names its product UPF0389 protein CG9231. The record is from RefSeq and is a predicted model, not a curated record. NCBI's taxonomy places the organism in Eukaryota, Metazoa, Arthropoda, Insecta, Lepidoptera, Papilionidae. Bases 83 to 520 code for a protein of 145 amino acids. The transcript is spliced from 2 exons.